Molecule: messenger RNA, 1479 nt
Organism: Geosmithia morbida
Lineage: Eukaryota; Fungi; Ascomycota; Sordariomycetes; Hypocreales; Bionectriaceae
Product: omega-6 fatty acid desaturase / acyl-lipid omega-6 desaturase (Delta-12 desaturase)
Exons: 2
Coding region: 1-1479 (492 amino acids)
Biological process (GO): lipid metabolic process
Molecular function (GO): oxidoreductase activity
Source: RefSeq, a predicted model, not a curated record
AUGGCAUCGGCCACGACAUCUGGGGCCUCGACCAGGCGUACUACGCGUCAGGCUACCCUGAAGCGUACCAUCACGGCCACGACCGACUCUGAGUCGUCUGCUGGCGUCUCGCCCUCGGACUCACCCCGUGCCUCAGCCUCGUCGACCUCUCUGUCGUCCAUGUCGUCCGUCGACGACGCCGCCGACAAGCAGGUCAAGAGCGAGUCUAGGGAGGGCAACUCCGAGUACGACAACCUCAUCGACACCUACGGCAACCAGUUCACGCCCCCCGACUACACCAUCAAGGAUAUCCGAGAUGCCAUUCCCGCCCACUGCUUCGAGCGCUCCGCCCUGCUGGGAUGGGGCUACAUCCUGCGCGACAUGGCCUGCCUCGCCACCACCUUCUACCUGUGCCACAACUACGUGACCCCCGAGUACAUCCCCAGCCUGCCCGUUCGCGCCGUCCUGUGGGGUCUGUAUACUGUUCUCCAGGGCCUGUUCGGCACCGGUCUCUGGGUCAUUGCCCACGAGUGCGGCCACGGCGCCUUCUCGGACUCGAACCGCAUCAACGACUUCACCGGCUGGCUGCUUCACUCGGCCCUCUUCGUCCCCUACUUCAGCUGGAAGUACUCCCACAGUGCCCACCACAAGGCCACCGGACACAUGGAGCGCGAGAUGGUCUUCCUGCCCCGCACCCGCGAGCAGUACGCCUCCCGCGUCGGCAAGCUCGUCCACGAGCUCGGCGAGCUCACCGAGGAGACGCCCGUAUUCACUCUCACUAUGCUCCUCCUGCAGCAGCUCGUCGGAUGGCCCAACUACCUCCUCACCAACAUUACCGGCCACAACUUCCACGAGCGUCAGCGCGAGGGUCGCGGCAAGGGCAAGAAGAACGGCUUGGGUGGCGGCGUCAACCACUUUUACCCCUCCAGCCCCCUGUUCACCGAGGCUCAGGCUCAGGCCAUCGUCCUCAGUGAUGUUGGAAUCGCCCUGAACGCUGCCGUUCAGAUCUACCUCGGAAAGACGUUUGGCUGGUCCAACACGCUCGUCUGGUUCUGGAUUCCCUGGCUCUGGGUGAACCAUUGGCUUGUUGCCAUCACCUUUCUCCAGCACACGGAUCCCAGCCUCCCGCACUACCAGCCCGGCGAGUGGAACUUUGUGCGGGGCGCCGCCGCCACGAUCGACCGCGAGAUGGGCUUUGUCGGCCGCCACCUGCUGCACGGCAUUGUCGAGACGCACGUUCUGCACCACUACAUCAGCUCCAUCCCCUUCUACCACGCCGACGAGGCCAGCGAAGCCAUCAAGCCCGUCAUGGGCAAGCACUACCGCGCCGACACGGAGGGAGGACCCCUCGGCUUCCUGCGCGCGCUGUACAGGUGUGCCCGCAUGUGCCAGUGGGUCGAGCCCAGCGCGGACGCCAAGGGUGCCGGAAAGGGCGUCCUGUUCUACCGCAACCGCAACGGUCUCGGUACCAAGCCUGCGCCCAUGGAGGCACCUCGGUAG